Morone saxatilis (striped sea-bass) is the source of this 3546-nucleotide messenger RNA. RefSeq names its product coiled-coil domain containing 66 (gene ccdc66). The transcript has 21 exons. Gene Ontology annotation, biological process: cilium assembly. Lineage: Eukaryota; Metazoa; Chordata; Actinopteri; Moronidae. Gene Ontology annotation, cellular component: microtubule; cilium. The record is from RefSeq and is a predicted model, not a curated record. Gene Ontology annotation, molecular function: microtubule binding.
AACAACCAGGAACCGAGUGGCGGUGCGGUCAGUCCGGAGCUUUAGCUUCAAUAUAAACUAUUAACAGACCACAUUGUUCCUGUUAUUAUAGGUCUGUGCCGCCAUCUGGGCAGAACAUUGUCUGUGGGCAUGAAUCUCGGAGACGGCCUCCUGUUUGAGCUUGAAAACGGAAAACCCAAGUUGAUUUUACUCAAUCGUGGCGUUGAGAAGAAUGCAGCAAAGCUGUCCUGCAGGUCCAGAGCGGCGAACAUCCUGAGCUCCAGGCAGCCGUCCUGUGUGGAGGAGGUGCAGGGAGAAGAGCAUCCAGCCCGGCAGCAGGCGGGAAGGCAGAGAGAAACCAAGAACAAGGCAGGAGGAGCAGCCGCCUCCUUCGCCUCUAACAGCACAACCACCGCUGGGGGGAGGAGCACCACUGUGACGUCAUCCAAGACACUUGAGCAUCACAAAGGGGGCAGCUUCAAAGUUGUAGCUAAGGGGAAGUCAGACAGACACAAACACAGCACUACUGUUGGCUCCUUGAGAGGCAAUGGGAAAACGGGACAGCCUGUCAGUGGGACACGAGCUGGUGGAAAGGUGGGACUAAAGGAUGCGUUGGUCAGUGGGAACGCAGGACUGAAGGACAGUGUGGCGUGUCUGACCAGUGAGCAGCUUCAGCAGAUCCUCAACACAAUCCAAACCACCAGCAAUGGCCAAGACCCACCAGAGGACCACAGGACUCAGGGAAAUCCAGCAGACCCGAAAUCUGGCUCCUUGAUGAAUGAAGGAGGAAGAGGGAAGAGAAAGGAGGAAGACAGAGGAGGAGGGGGAGAAAUAAAGAGGGGAGAAGGAGGAGAAGGAACUGACAGAAGUGGAAGCUCACAGGAUAAAGACAACAGGUUGUCCGGAUGUCUGUUCAGCUGGCUGGAGGAGCGACACUCAGACAGCAGAGCGGCCAUCGAUGCCAAGAAGGCUCAGUGGAGGAGAGAACUAGGUAUACGCGAUGAGCAAGUUGGGCACUGGAAGCAGCAGCAGCGCUCGCCCCUGGCAGACUCCAAGGCCGAGGACGACACAGAGAGUGUGUUAGUCAGUUCAGAGCCCAUCUAGCACAGAGAAACAUGCCUGCAGCCAUCAGAUCCAAGCCUCAGACUCGGCUGUUUCUCUCUGUAGGAGGUCACUCCGAUAGAGGUGCUGAGUGUCGAGAGGAAAGAGGAGCAGAAAAGACGCUGGCUGGAGGAGCUGGACCAACAGAGAGAGGAGACGACUGAACGCAGGAGACGAGAGAAACUGUUGCAGCAACAGACGGAGGACCACGAGCACUGGGCCUCACACUUCGACUCGCUGCAGAGAAGACCUCCUGUCCAGACUGCCACUCCAUCAGCUCCACCUCCAGCCCCGUCUAAUGGCUCCGAGCGAGGGGACUGGGAGCCCUCGUCCAGCCUGUCCCUGGUCUGGGAGGCCAUGAGCAGCUGUGGAGCAGAGAGCGUCGGGGGAGCCAGCGUGGACACAACCAGCGGAUACCCGACCAGAACCAGUUAUCUGAGGUCCAUGACCGCCCUGCUGGACCCGGCCCAGAUAGAAGAGCGAGAGAGGAGGAGGCUCAAACAGCUGGAGCAGCAGAGAGCGAUUGAAGCUCAGUUGGAGGAGAAGCGGCAGCAGAGGGAGCGAGAAGAGGCGAGGAGGAGAGAAGAGGAGGAGGAGGAAGAGAGGAGGGUGGUGUUUGACAGAGAGAUGCUGGAGAGACGGUACGGGGUGGACACACAGAAGGAGAAGCAGAAGGAGCAGCAGAGCCAUCAGGACGAGCAGCCAAAUAAAGGCAACGAUGACAGAAGACAUCAGGAGAACCCGGAGCUUCAACUUCAAAUCAACUCUGUAGAGGCAGUUCCUUCUUUCCCGCUCAGAGCCGACAGAGUUCAGACUCCUGAUGUCUCUGCACAGUACCAGCCACCUCCUUCCCUGUCUGCUGCUCCCCCAAACAGCAGGAGCCGAGCAGUGAGAACAGGCAAGGAGAACAUCUGUCUGCCAGGAGGAGGAGCGGCAGGAGGAGUAAGGGGAGGAGAAGGAGGAGUAGGAGGAGACCCAUAUGAGGCGUUUGCCAGGACGGAGAAGAGCAGGAGAGACAAGAGGAGGCCAGAGUGGAACACACAGAGGCCCAGUCGUCAGUUCGUUCCAGCCUCUGAGCGUUACCCAGCCUCUCUGCAGAGGAACAGACAGGAGAGUCGAAUGAAAAGGCAGGCCGAGCUCCUCGCUCUGCAGGAGAAAGCCUGUCUGUCUAAGACCAACCCUCCACCUCAGCACCAGGAGCCACGUCUCUACUCCAACCCCACACAGACCAGAACCAGUCCCACCAGGAAGGUGGAGAGCGUUUCCAGAGGACACAACAUCUCUGCAGCUGUCAGCAGUGAAAGGGGGCGCUCUCCUCCCGUCCCUGCUGUCAGACACAGAGUUCAGAGUCAGCAGGCCCCGCCCUCCUCUACCCCUCCUCCUCCAGUCCUGGAGUUCAUCCCUUACCUCCGGACUGAUGAAGUCUUCAAGUUGGAUCCACUGGAGCCUGCUGACACCCCCCCACCGCACACACACACAGAAGCUCCUCCUCAGAGCUCAGCGUCUCCUCCUGCUCCCUCACACCGGGAUCCCCUCCUCCACCCCNUGCUCCUAAAACCUGAUCAUCAUAAACAAUUAAGGAUCCUACAGAUGUACCAAUGAAUGUUUGUGUGUUUUCAGGGUUUAUUACAGAAGCAGAGGGAGUUGGAGACGGAUCUGAAUCCUCUACUGAAGCGCCAUGACAACGAGCUCCGAUGACCUCUGACCUGUGUGUGCUGACAAUGAAGAAUGUUUCAACCAGCUGUCAUGGAGAACAUUCAACAGAAGACCAGCAGUGUCCUCUGAAACUGGACGAGUGCCGCAGCGUGAGUUUACGUACAGGGUUUACGUUUCACUUGAAUAACCACUGCAGCAGAUUCUUUACUUUGGAGGUUAUAUUUACUACAGUAACAGUAACUAACAUUUGCUUUGUCUGAUCAGACCUGAGUUUAAAAUGUUUUUAAAUUCUGACAACAGGAAUGUGAGUUGCAGGUUCAACACGAGCACUUUUAACUUUGACUGAUUGAUUACAAACACCUCAGUGUUUCCUUUUUAAGUCUGCUCCAUCAGCUCUACCUCACAUCAACACCUUUACAACACGAAUGAAACUAAAGUACCGCUCAUGUUUUCUCCUGCUCACUAACUGAAUUUAUGUGGACGAGUAAUAUUUCCUGUGACGAUUGUAUUUUAAAAUUCUGUUUUUGAUGCACUUUCUAAAAGAAUGACACAGUACCAAACAGGUAUUGAGAGUUACCGUCACCUUUUAUUCUUCUUCGGGGGGUCGGGGACAGAGGACAGUCCACUUAUUUAAAUCAUGAAUCAAAGUUGUUUUGUUUCAGCUUCCUGCUGGACGAGGAGCGUCUGUGUUAUUGUAAUGUAUCUUUUUUUAAAGUUUGUAUUGUGUCAGUGUAUUUUUUUUAUUUAUUGUAAGUGUAAUAAAUAAUUGAGAAUAAAUAAGUGCACUGAGACCCUUCACAUUUCUUACAA